Pseudovirgaria hyperparasitica is the source of this 906-nucleotide messenger RNA. RefSeq lists its product as uncharacterized. The record is from RefSeq and is a predicted model, not a curated record. The transcript is spliced from 2 exons. Bases 107 to 751 code for a protein of 214 amino acids. Gene Ontology annotation, cellular component: cytoplasm; membrane. Lineage: Eukaryota; Fungi; Ascomycota; Dothideomycetes; Acrospermales; Acrospermaceae.
CAACACCACCGUCUUCGUACCUUUUAAUUCCUUCGUAGUUGACCAUCAAUCAACAUCACUGCCUUUAACCUGAAUUUGUAGCGUCCUUCAUUUUCCAAUCGCCAACAUGCCCAAACUCUCUCCCCUCGUAUCAGCCUGCGGCAUGGCCCUCACGCUCAAUUGCGUGUCCAACGUCAUAGCCCAACGCGUGCGCGCAUAUCGCAACAGCGAACCCUUCGUUUUCGAUUCCACGCUCUUCCUGCAAUUCCUCGUCGUCGGCGUUAUCACCACGCCACCAAACUACCUCUGGCAAGGCUGGCUCGAGAAGACGUUUCCUGGCUGGAAGCUGGUUGCUAAGAGCGAUGUGGAAAAGGGCAUGGCUGGCGCAGACGUCGAACUAGACGAAAAGAGCGAGAAGAAUGAGAAGGGGUACCAGCAUAAACGAGACGAGAGCUUUGGAGACAAAGUUAGAGUACGAGACUGGAUGAACAUUUUUAAGAAGUGGUUCACGGAUUGCAUCACGCUUGGAGCUAUCUUCAACACGGUCGCGUUCCUGGUGCUGAUGGGGAUCCUAAAAGGCAAAAGUGGGCCUCAGAUUAUGACAGAUAUCCGCACUGAGACAUGGAAAAUCAUCUAUAAUAGCUACAAAGUAUGGCCGAUCGCCAAUUUUGUCAGCACCACAUGGAUUCCGGUCGAGAAACGUAUCGUUUUCCUAAGCUUCUGCGGUGUCCUUUGGGGGAUUUACAUGAGCAUUGUCGCUGGUGACUUGUGAUUAUGAACCAAUCUUUUUAGUAUCACAAGCCUCAUGCGGCGAUCUGGAGAUAGUAUCAUCAAAGCUGUAUUAGCAUGUCAUAUGUGGGUAUCGGAUAUUCGAGCUACAUAAUCGACAGGACGACACCAUCAUUUACAUCGUACCGCACAAACACC